AUGCUUUCAAAGGUUUCGGCACGUCAUUUCAAAAGCGUUGCGCUGGCCAAAAGGCUAUAUGCCACCAGUCAAGCAAGCGCAAACCAGAUUUUGGUGUCCAAACGUGUGCAAGACGUGGAUCCGGAAAUGCACGACAUUUUGACUAAAGAACGUCACAGACAGAAGCAUUCGGUAACGCUGAUUCCAAGUGAGAACUUCACAUCCAAGUCCGUUAUGGACCUGCUUGGCUCAGAGAUGCAAAACAAGUAUUCGGAGGGCUAUCCAUCAGAGCGUUAUUACGGUGGAAACCAAUUCAUUGACCAGGCCGAGUCUUUGUGCCAAAAAAGAGCGCUUGAGCUUUACGGUCUGGACCCUGCUAAAUGGGGGGUCAAUGUGCAGCCUUUGAGUGGCGCGCCUGCCAACUUGUACGCUUACUCUGCGGUCAUGGACGUCAAUGAUCGUUUGAUGGGUUUGGACUUGCCUCAUGGCGGUCAUUUGUCUCACGGGUACCAAUUGGCCAGUGGAACCAAGAUUUCUUACAUUUCCAAAUAUUUUCAGACCAUGCCUUACCAUGUUAAUGUACAAACAGGUCACAUCGACUACGAUACGUUGUCGCAGACUUCGAAAUUGUUCAGACCAAAAGUGAUCGUGGCAGGAACCUCUGCAUACGCCAGACUCAUCGACUACAAACGCUUCAGAGAGAUUUCUGAUGCAUGUGGUGCCUACUUGUUGAGCGACAUGGCCCACAUCUCUGGUCUUGUGGCGGCCGGUGUUAUCCCUUCUCCUUUUGAAUAUUCUGACAUCGUAACAACUACUACCCAUAAGUCUUUGAGAGGUCCUAGAGGAGCUAUGAUUUUCUACAGAAAAGGUGUUCGUAAGGUUACUAAAAAGGGCAAGGAAGUGUUGUAUGAUCUUGACAAAAAGAUCAAUUUCUCGGUUUUUCCUGGCCACCAAGGUGGUCCUCACAACCACACCAUAUCUGCUCUAGCCGUUGCGCUAAAGCAGGCGGCCUCUCCUGAAUUCAAAGACUAUCAAAAAGCUAUUGUGGAAAACGCCAAAAUUUUUGGCGAUGCUCUCCUCAAGCGUGGCUUUCAAUUGGUUUCCGGCGGUACUGACAACCAUUUGAUUUUGAUCGACCUGUCUAACAUCGGCACUGACGGUGCACGGCUAGAGACUAUUCUGGAAAAGAUAAACAUUGCCGCCAACAAAAACACAGUCCCAGGUGACAAAUCCGCUCUGUUCCCCUCAGGUCUGAGAUUGGGUACUCCCGCAAUGACCACAAGAGGCUUCGGUACUGAGGAAUUCGAAAAAGUGGCCGAAUAUAUCGAUCGUGCGACAAAAAUGGCGAUCGGUUUGCAAUCCCAGGAACCCGCAGAUGCUAAGGAUGCCAGAAGCAAGCUAGCCAACUUCAAAAAACUCUGCGAGGAAAGCGAUGAUGUUAAAGCUUUGGCAGAAGAAGUUUCUCAAUGGGUUGGAACAUACCCUGUUCCCGGUGAACUCUGA
Molecule: messenger RNA, 1482 nt
Organism: Lachancea sp. 'fantastica'
Lineage: Eukaryota; Fungi; Ascomycota; Saccharomycetes; Saccharomycetales; Saccharomycetaceae
Source: the annotation of a GenBank genome assembly